AUGAAUGAAGGAGUUCUUGGUAUGGCAUUUACGAAUACAUCACCGAUCAUGUAUCCAACUAGAUCCAGUAAACCAGCACUUGGUACAAAUCCUUUAGCAUUUGCUGCUAAAGCUAAAAAUGAUGCUUUCAUACUUGAUAUGGCUACCACUACUGCUGCUAUUGGAAAAGUUGAAUUAGCAGCUCGAAAAGAGCAAACUGUACCGGAUACAUGGGGCGUUGAAAAAAAUGGUUGCAUUAGCAAUGAUCCGAAGAAAAUACUUGAUGGUGGUGGUCUUUUACCUCUUGGUGGAAGUGAAUUAACAGGUGGUUAUAAAGGAUAUGGUCUUGGUGCAUUAGUGGAAAUUAUUUGUGGUAUACUUGGUGGUGCGCAAUGGGGACCAAGUAUACGAAAAUGGAUGUCAACAACAACUAUUGCUAAUUUAGGACAAUGUUUUGUUGCUAUUAAUCCGGAUGGAUUUGCGCCAAAUUUUGAAAAUCGUUUACAAGAAUUUAUUGAUACAAUGCGAGGAUUGAAAUCAGUUUAA
Loa loa (African eye worm) is the source of this 525-nucleotide messenger RNA. RefSeq lists its product as hypothetical. The coding region runs from base 1 to 525 and encodes 174 amino acids. Gene Ontology annotation, molecular function: oxidoreductase activity. The record is from RefSeq and is a predicted model, not a curated record. Lineage: Eukaryota; Metazoa; Nematoda; Chromadorea; Rhabditida; Onchocercidae. The transcript has 5 exons.